AUGCUUCUCAAAAUCUCCCUUUUAAUCGUUACACUGUGGAUUCAUGGGGCCGUGAGCGAUUAUACCUGUAAUACCCAGUUUACAAUCGACGCAAACAAUAAUGGAAUAUGCAAGGGUCAGUUCGUAGACCAAACAGCACACGAGUAUUCAUGCGUACGCUCAAGCUGUGCAGAUCAAAACCGGAAUUACAGUCCGAUGUCUGGCUGCAAGGGAAAUGGAUCGAGUAAUCAGAACUGUGCUCAAUAUACUUACAACAAAAGCGCGGAUGACUAUACUUGUAUCAAUCUCCAGAAAACUGCUUUUACAUGCCCUGAUACUCCUGCUAAUGUGCCCGCCAUGACAUGCACGAGUUGCACCAAGGUAAAUUAA
Messenger RNA from Melampsora larici-populina 98AG31, 369 nucleotides. RefSeq lists its product as uncharacterized. The coding region runs from base 1 to 369 and encodes 122 amino acids. The record is from RefSeq and is a predicted model, not a curated record. The transcript has 5 exons. NCBI's taxonomy places the organism in Eukaryota, Fungi, Basidiomycota, Pucciniomycetes, Pucciniales, Melampsoraceae.